AUGAAGAACUCGCUGUACGACCGCAUCUGGCGGCGGGAAUCGGGAUACGCGUCGCAUUAUUCCAGUAUUCGCAGCAUCUAUGGUUCUAAGGAAUGGGUCGACGACCUGGACAUCGUGAACGAGCUGGGCGGCCACACGGGCUGUGUCAAUGCUUUAUCAUGGUCGCGAUCGGGCCAGUUUCUCGCCUCGGGCUCGGAUGAUCUUCACCUGAAUAUUUACUCCUACCAGCCCGAGUCCACCAGCGCGCCCUUCUCGCUGAGCACCACCGUGUCCACGGGCCACAGGGCGAACAUCUUCUCCGUCAAGUUCAUGCCUCACUCCAAUGACCGCACCCUGGUAACCUGCGCAGGCGACCAUCAGGUUCGCGUCUUUGACCUGGAGUACUCUAGCAACAACAGAUCCGCCGACGACUCGUCUGCGUUCACCUCGUCGGCCCGAAGCCGCCGGUUCAAUAACUUCUUCACCAACACCCGUUAUCUGAACGAGGGGAACACUAACGCGCGCAUCUACCGCAGCCACGCGGACCGGGUCAAGCGCAUUGUCACCGAAUCGUCUCCGUACCUGUUUCUCACAUGUUCCGAAGAUGGUGAGGUGCGCCAAUGGGACCUGCGACAGCCUUCCUCCGCCUACCCGAAACCACGGGGCGGCCAAGGCCCCAUGGCCUAUCGACCGGGGGUGGUGCAUGACGAUUCGAACACGCCGCCCCCGUUGAUCUCGUACAAGCGGCAUCAACUCGACCUGAACACUAUAUCGUGUUCGCCGACCCAGCCGCACUACAUCGCCCUCGGCGGUGCCCAUCUCCAUUGCUUCCUCCACGACCGGCGCAUGCUCGGGCGCGACCGGCAGACCGAAGCUGGAGAUCCCGGUAUUUCCUCGACAAAUGGCAGCCCCCGUGACGAUGAACUGAUGGGCCAGGCGACCAGAUGUGUUCGAAAGUUCGCCCCGGAUGGCAAGCGUCGCAUGAGUCCUCGCACUGGCGGAGACAUCACCGCCUGUAAAAUCAGCGAUGCCAACCCCAAUGAGAUGGUCGUCAGCUGGUCUGGAGGCCAUAUUUACAGCUUUGAUCUGGUUCGUAGCCCCGAUGCUGCGGAAUCCGAGUCCAUGCGCCAAAAGACAAUCCACGAAUCGUCCGAUUCCAGUCGACGACAAAGCUCCAAGAACAGAAAGCGUAAGCGGCAAGCCAGAUCCUCGCUGCCAUCGCAUGCGAGUGGCAGCUGGCCCCGAGCCCGUCCUCGCGUAGACUACAGCGGCAAUGAUGAGGAUGAUGAGACCGAUCACGACGACGGCGAACUAGCCUUUCGGGUCCGCUACGGGAAUGGGGAGUCGGAAGAUAUUGCGCUCCCUAAUUUGUCGGACCCUUUGUCGGCGCCACCGGAUUUAAUCGAACAGGCGAGGUACUCGGUAUUGAACGAUGCGCAGCGACUCAGCAUGCGUAUUGCAAAAGGUCUCGUGAAGCUUCGCAAGGCUCUUUUCUCACUCGGCGACUCCAUGGGCGAAGACAGCGUGCCCUUAACCGCACCCGAUUUGACCCCGUACACCGAAUCUUUCUCCGAUGCUCUGGCACAGGCCUCCACGUACCUGCCGCAGAUGGACGAGGUCAUGCGCACGUGGAGAUACCCUCUCAACCCUAGCCCAGAGGUGGUGAGUAUGCAGCAAGCCCUGCGUCGGAAUCGCGAGACGGUCUGGAGAUUCGUCCAAGCCGCCGGAACGUUAGCGCGGGUUCUGGGAGGCGGGGUGCAGGAUCAUCCCGAAAACCAAGAACCCGCGAUGGAACUUUUCCAACAGGUUAUGUUAGCACCGGGGGAGUACAAUGCCCUCGACAGAUCAUCCCAGUUUUGUUACGACUUUAUCAAGGCCGUCCUGUUGUGGGUGGAAGGGGGCCGUGAGGCUUUGCUUGCGGGCUUCAAGCGGGACUCCGCCAAUCGACGGAAUAAGGCACGAUUUCCCCUCUCUGAAACUGCGGACGACAAGGCCAUCGAGACUGAACUGUUUCCCUACUUGCAAGGGCUUGCGAGCGACACUCCUGUGGUGAACGUCGAUGCAUCGAGAUUCGAACACGACCGAAGUCGUUUUAUUAGUCCGACACAACACGACAUACUGGCCGCUUUCCGAAAUACACUCCACCGGCGGAAUAUGACCUCGGAGAACAUAGAAUCCGAGAACGAGAACGACGACUCCCCUCAUGCUCAGAAUACAAACCGGUCGGUGGAGAGGGGCUUUUGGGCCUUCAAAGUCUGUCGAGGAAUCCUGAUGGAGGCUGGGUCUGGCGUGAACUACGAGUUUGUCAACCGAGCUUUUGGCGGUGUACGGACGACACUUGAAGAUGAGGCCGGAAACGAUGGAGAGGUUGAGAGAAGCCAGGAAGAUAUCGAUCCUAACGUCGAAGAGCAACCAAUUCGCGAUGUGAAUCUCACACGGAUCCCCGAUCGAAGCGGAGCCUUCUUUGAACGAGAGAACCAUGACGAGGACGACAAUACCGAGGACGAGGAUGAGGAUGAUGAGGACGGAGACGACGAUGAAGAUGAUGGGCUGGACGAUUUUGGAGUAACGUCAGGCAGCUCUCCGCGCGACAGCGACGAAGAGUUGGAAGCGGAGGAAGCGGAGGAUCAAAUGCUCCGAGGUUACGGCAUCCGACGAACGAGAAGAGAGGGUGUCGGCCUCGAUGUUCCAUGCUCGCCGCAUACGAGGGUCUAUCAAGGACAUUGCAACGUCAAAACGGUCAAAGACGUGAACUAUUUCGGGCUCGAUGACGAGUACGUCGUGAGCGGCAGCGACUCUGGGCACGUGUUUAUCUGGGACCGCAAAUCUUCCAAAUUGGUCAAUAUUCUCGAAGGUGACAGUGAAGUUGUCAAUGUGGUGCAAGGGCAUCCAUAUGAACCAACGAUUGCAGCAUCGGGCAUCGACAACACCAUCAAAAUAUUCUCGACCGACCGGCGUGCGCAGGAAGAUGCCCGUCGUGGCAUUAACAUCCUGGAUCCUGACAAUGACGCCAACACUUUGGGCUCGAAUGUUUCGGGGAUUGGUGGUCUUCGAAGCUGCAAGCGUAUUCACGACAGCUAUCGGAUCAUGAGCCAGAAUGAUGUCAACCGGCAAGGUGGGAUGGGUGAAGCAUACAUCACUCGCGAGAUGUUGUCGCGACUAGCUGUCAAUCUGCGGCGUCAGCAGAACGCCGGAGGGGUUGAAAACGCUAGUUUCGUCCUGGAAGAUAACUGCAACGUAACCUCCAGAAUGCAGGACCUUCUCCAGGGGCGCUGCGAAACCACCGCCAGACUCUACGCAGACCCCCACAAUCCGCACCUUCACUACGAAAGAGGGUUAAUUCACGAGCGAUUGGGGUUCACUGAUCUCGCCUCUGCCGAUGCCUACCGGGCCCUGUCAUUACUAGAGUCGGUGGUUGACCCUGAUGGGUGUGAAUUCCACGCCAGGAAGAAGGUUGAUCCAACCGAGACGAAGGCGGAGCAGGAAGAAAACGCCAAUGAUGACGAGGACGACCAGGACGAAGAUGAAGACGGUGUCCCUAUAACUCAAGACGAGUACGAUACCAUAAUUGGAGGUGUAUAUACAUUGCUGGUUCGGAGCUUGGUCAGUUGUGGGUGUUUUCGCGAUGCGUACGAGUUCUGCGGGAGGGGUCUCGCCUUGCUCGGGAAUGCCUCUGAGGGUUCGCAUAAUGCUGAGGACGUGAAGGCGCUUCGAGGGCAGAUGGAUAUCAUCAAGAAGGUGUUUGUUUCUCGACGGCCUCAAUCCGAGUCCACCGGCGAGGUGCAGGUAGACCCGAGUGCCUUGAAUGCCCAGGGCCGAGCCCGCAGGGUUCUAUAUCCAUGGAACGAGCACGAGCCGGAUCGAAAGGCACCCGAGACCCUGCAACUGCUGAACGAACGAUUGAAGGAUGUCGCGCCGAAAUGUGAGGUGAGAGCCGUGGCUCUGCCCCUGCUACACGGCACCACGGAGGGAGAGGGCGCGCCUAAACCCGACGAGGAGGUCUACCACGGCGCCGUCUGCGGCCUCAUGGACGGCCUCGAGUCCAUCGGCAAGGACAUCCCCGACCCCAAGGACAAGGCCGACUACCUGUAUCUCCUGCUAGUAGGCCGCGCCAUCGCCAUGGCCGCCACCCAGGACGUGCACCCACUCGACCUCCCCGAGAUCAAAUACAUCUGGGGCGACUUCCACGACCUGGACCUCUCCUCCUCCUCCUCCUCCCCCGCCGACGACGACGAAACCGCCACCCUCCCCUUCUCCUUCCACCUCAACGUCCUCCAACCCAUGCGCAUCCUCGAGGAAAUGGAACUCGACCCCUACCUCACGCUCCCGCGCUACGACACCUGGGUCCUCAACACCCUGUACGCCAAGUUCCGCGGCACCGCCUCCGGCCGCCUCUCGACGUGGGACGGCGGCCCCGAGCUCUGCGCCGUGCACCCGCUCUGGUGUCUGGCGAACCACUCGUGCGACCCGAACGUGCGCUGGGAGUGGGGCGGCGAGAUCACCUUCCGCGCGCGCUCCAGCGACGAGCGGCCCGUGUGGACGCGCAAGACCGCAGACGGCCUGCUCGAGGAGAUGCCGAAGACCGCUGCCGCCGCGCAGGGCAUCCGCGCUGACCAGGAGAUCUGGAACCAUUAUUGUGAUAUCGGGCUGGAUGUCAAGGAGAGGAGGGAGUGGGCGAGAGGUGCCCUGGGUGGGUUGUGUCAGUGCGAGAGGUGUGUUUGGGAGGCUGGGGAGCAGUAG
Messenger RNA from Aspergillus steynii IBT 23096, 4719 nucleotides. Its product is annotated as WD repeat-containing protein. Gene Ontology annotation, molecular function: protein binding. The transcript has 7 exons. Bases 1 to 4719 code for a protein of 1572 amino acids. NCBI's taxonomy places the organism in Eukaryota, Fungi, Ascomycota, Eurotiomycetes, Eurotiales, Aspergillaceae. Gene Ontology annotation, biological process: negative regulation of fatty acid biosynthetic process. Gene Ontology annotation, cellular component: Cul4-RING E3 ubiquitin ligase complex; cytoplasm. The record is from RefSeq and is a predicted model, not a curated record.